CCGUCUGUAUAUUUCCCUAUUUCUUAAACACUUUAUUUUCCUUUGCCGCUAGCUUCAUUUUUACUUCCCUUCAUGGAUUUCCCAUUUUCCCUCUUUAAUUUCCGAGCUUUCUUCCCCAAAUCUCCAAAAUUCAUUCGAACCCAUUCAAACUCAGAAACCCAAAUUUUAAUUAGAUGUUUGGCUGUUGAAAGGCCACCAUAAGAAGACUCAAAGCUCUUGUUUGAUCCCGCUCCCUGUACUUUCCUUUACCCACAGAAAAAAGCCAUGGUUGGAGGUCAAUUUUGGCUUGUGCAACCCGACGAUGGAGUGAGAAAAGGGGGAUUUCGAGAGGAAGCUGACAGGGAGAGGAGAAAGAGGUUCAUGAGUUCUGGCUCCUUGGGAGGUGUCGGCGAUGAAGAGAAUUUGUCAUUCUGUUGCUGAAAUCUUUGUUUCCUUGGGCAAGUUUUUAGGGCAAUGGGUGUAUUUUCACUUAUUGUUUACUCUGCUUUUAUGUAUGGAAUAUAUGUUCCUGAUUGGCAUUUCACUAUCCCUAACAAGGAUAAUGCUGAUUAUGGGAAGGUUUUCUCUGUAAGCUCUCUUUGCCCUUAAAUUAUGCUACAGAUCCUUUAAAUUCUCCUUCUAUGAUAGACAGUGCUUUGUUUUUAUAUAUAUCUGUUUGAUAUUAAAGCUUUGGACCAUCAGGGUUAUGGUUAUUAAACAUAUAAAAACAUUAUAAACUGUUUAGCAGUUC
Molecule: messenger RNA, 730 nt
Organism: Rubroshorea leprosula
Lineage: Eukaryota; Viridiplantae; Streptophyta; Magnoliopsida; Malvales; Dipterocarpaceae
Source: the annotation of a GenBank genome assembly